Molecule: messenger RNA, 2568 nt
Organism: Suhomyces tanzawaensis NRRL Y-17324
Lineage: Eukaryota; Fungi; Ascomycota; Pichiomycetes; Serinales; Debaryomycetaceae
Gene: MNN15
Product: putative alpha-1,3-mannosyltransferase
Exons: 1
Coding region: 1-2568 (855 amino acids)
Biological process (GO): protein O-linked glycosylation
Cellular component (GO): Golgi apparatus
Molecular function (GO): alpha-1,3-mannosyltransferase activity
Source: RefSeq, a predicted model, not a curated record
AUGAGGUUCUCAUUGAAGAGACUAACGUUGAUCCUGGUGGCCACUGUUGUGGUGCUCAUUCUAUACUUGAUAUGCAUAGUCAACUUUGACGAUAUGUCUGCCUUUUAUCAAGACCUAUUAAUUCAUGAUCGGUACGAUGAUCGAAGUUUCAAAAAUUCUGACUCUAUAAUACGUCAAGAGUUCCAUUAUUCAAAUUACCUUUUCGAGGGAUACGAUAAUUUCACAGCGCUUUAUGACAAUGACAUUGAGCGAGUCCAGUCAUUACCAUUGAACGAGAAAUGCAAGGCUUUCUUUGACCAGCAUGAACUUUAUAAUCCAGAGUGGGCUAUAGACCUGUGGAGGGGAGACAUAAAAUUUGAGAAGAACAUUAAUCAUAAAAAGAUGUUCUUCAAAAGUAGGAGCGACAUCUUGAAAGAACAGAAGUCGGCUAAGGGCGAAAGCGAUGAAAUAACUAGGAUUGACAAUAACACUAUAAAUGAAGAGUUCAAGAACAGUUACAAAGCAUCAAAAAUUGCAGAGCAAGGAAUGGCAGAUACCAUCACAUUGAUGCGUCUUUAUGGCAAGUGUUUCGUGAACAAUGAGAAUCAUGAAAUGAAUGACAUCUACCAAAAGUAUUCAAAUAAACUAUUUCCAUUCUUAAACACUCAUGCCUUGCCUACCUUUGAGAGGCUUACACAACAGGGUGACAGAUUGUUUGGGGACAACAUACUCCCAGUAUUCCAUACAGAUAACCAAUUCACUGGACAAACUGUUCUGUACGACCCGGGUCAUGAUAAUCUCAUUGACUUUCUUCACAAGAAUACUUCUGGAAAAGGCAUUGUCAUAUCUGCUGCUAAUAAGCAUGUCCGUGACUUGAUUAAGCUAAUCAGGGUACUUAGGGCCCUUAAUAACCGUUUACCAAUCCAAAUUGUUUACAAUGGUGAUAUCAAUACCAAGUCCCGGAGAAUCAUCGAAUUAGUGGCAACCAGGGAUAUUGAUUUCCUAUUGAAUCCGGGUAUGGCUUCGGAGCAUCUUGAUGUUUUGCCUGAAUUAAAAUUGUUAGAACAAUACAAAGAUUAUGGUUCUGAAUUUCCGCCACAAGAUAUUUGGUUGGUCAAUAUCAAGUUCAGCAUCGAGAAACAAGAAAAGCAAAGUUUCCCCAAAUAUUCUAAUAAAUUGUUAGCCUUGUUAAUGAGCUCAUUUGAGGAAGUGGUUUUGCUAGAUGCUGACACAGUACCCCUAGUUCCAAUUAUAGAAUUUUUUGAGUCAGAUGAGUAUAAAAAGUCAGGAACAUUUUUCUUCAAGGACAGAUCUUUGAGAGAUCAUAAUGAUUAUAUUGAAACAAAUUACUUUUCCAAAUUGUUUCCAAUCAACGAAAAGUCUAUGGAUACCUUAUUUAAUAUUCCAUUGGUUACAAAUAAGACUAUGAGCAAUAAGUACAUGACUGGAUGGAGACACUUCCAAGAAGCUGGUGUGGUAGCACUACAAAAGAAAGAUCAUUUUUUGCCAAUAUUGAUGACUUUGCCCCUUAGCUACUGGCGAGAUCCAGCUAGAUCAUCUAUAUGGGGAGAUAAGGAGAUGUAUUGGUUGGGCUUCGCCAUGUCUGGGGAUGAAAGCUACGAGUUUAAUGAGUACUCUGCUGCAAGUGUUGGUGAAUUAACCAAAAAUAGUACCUAUGCAUUCUACCCAAACACCACCUCUCAAGAGUUAUGCUCGACACAUCCUGGCCAUGUCGAUAAGAAUGGAAAGCUCUUGUGGAUUAAUUCCGGAUUCAGUUUUUGCAAAAAGAAUGGUUCUUUCAGAGACAGACUCAAUUUUCCAUUUUCAAUUUUUGAAGCAGAGGAAUUGAAUCAGAAAUAUUCUAAACCUCUUCAAAUCAGAGCUGCGAUUAUUCCUCCAGAUUUGCCUAAUUUAAGGGAACCGUUCAACCCUAUUGAUGACACACCGGAAUUAGAUUUUAUGGAAUCUUGGACUCAUCGGCACAAAGACAUGGAUGAGUUAGACAACCGAAGAAUUGAAGAUUAUGGUCCACAAAAGGGUUGGAUGCAUAAUCCAAAUUGCCAAGGGUAUUUCUAUUGUGCAUACAACCAAAUUGCCACUUAUAAUCUUACUAAUGGAAAUGGGCUUGACGAAGGCCAUGUGUUUGAGUUUGAUGAAGAAUCUACCAAGUUAUUUGAUUACUUAGGUAAGAUUUGGAUUACAGGAAAUGUUAGAACAGAACCUAGAGCAAGACCUGUGAAGCCAACGCCUCAGUCAACUGUUCAAAUAACAUCGAUUGAUACCUCCAAACAAGCUGAACUGUCAUCUACUCAACAUGCUCUGAUUCAAGAUUCUCCAUUCACCCAACAAUCUCAGCGCAUGCCAGAUAUUCCGGAAGUUGUUCAGCAAGAACCCGCAGAAGACAUAUCCUCUGAAGAGGAAAGUUCUAGCCUCAUGAAUAAACUUACCAACGUUCUAGACAAAUCCAAAAUUCCCAAAGAACAACAACUUUCAGAAAGCGGGAACGAAUUCCUUGGGAUGAUCCUCGCCGAUUUGGUUGUUUCGCCGGCGCGGAGCCAACAAUAUGCAACUGAGGAGCAGGAAUGGUAA